Molecule: messenger RNA, 1578 nt
Organism: Alternaria novae-zelandiae
Lineage: Eukaryota; Fungi; Ascomycota; Dothideomycetes; Pleosporales; Pleosporaceae
Exons: 1
Coding region: 1-1578 (525 amino acids)
Source: RefSeq, a predicted model, not a curated record
AUGGCUCAAUCUUCCAAUCACAUAUCAAAUCAAGCGAAGCAAGGUUUCGUCGGUUUGCCCGCAGAGCUUCGGGAAGAGAUUUAUGGGUAUUACUUUAGGCUCGAAGAUGGCUACACAUUCAAUCCCGCAACCAACAAGUUCGUCGCGUCGCAUUCGGAGAAGAAUGCCAUGGCGCUCAGCACAGUCAACAAGCUUGUCGCGGUAGAAACGCGCGAUUUCGUGGUCAAAUACAACGAGCUCCACUUCGCCACAGUUCAGAUACCUUCAGCCAUUACCAAGGCGCCGCAGAUGCACCACCUCCUCACCGAGCUAUCCAAUGCGCAAGACAGGGCUUUGCGAAGGCUGCUUGCAAUGUCAAAUUGCUAUGACGAGGCCGCCCGUGUCUAUGUUCGAGCAAACCAUGCCCAAUUCUUACCUCUUCUUGAUCACGCAAACACAAUGCGUCCCCAUGAUGUCGACGGGUACCGAGAACAUUGGAAGGAAGUUCCAUCUAUCACCCGCGAUUUCAUAACAGCGACGAUGGAUACCAUCAGGCCGCGGUUCUGCCUGGACUCGGUAGCACAGCCGUCGGAAGCACGGCAUAUCUAUUUGAAACGCCUUUUGGAAGCUUCACAAGGCCAGCCAUUCGAGCCAUGGCGCAUCCCCACAGACAUAGAGCUUGACGAAAUGCAAAGGAACAUGGACACGAUGCGACCAUAUGAUCUCAUGAAUGAAGAAUUCGUAGAGUGCAAGCAGCGGUUCUCAGCUGCCUCCGUCGCUAUCCAAUACAUGAAGUCUCUUCGCCCGGAACUCCGGAAGAAGAUACGAAGGAUCGUAUUGGAGGAAGAAGAAGGCUCCAUUGCAUGGCCUGAAUGUCACGCUCGAGGCCUUAUACCCUUCUGCCAAGAGAACAAAGAUCUACGUAUUGAUCGCCGCAUCGAUAUCUGGAAAUUGAUGUUCUCAAGGUCGUGGAAUGUAAUGGCAACGACAAGUAGCCAAACCAUUGCUCCGUGGCUCAUGGAAGCAGUCGUGUUGCUGAAGCUGGGCAUGCCUCAACGUGCAUUCAAAUCAACAUUCGUCGGCGAUGCGAACCCAUCACUGGCCACCCAAAUCUUCGGCGUCGCCAUGAAAGACGCAGCCUGGCAAGCCGCGCUUGAGAGGCGCACAUUAGCCAAUUUUGACCGAGCUAUGAUUCGAACAAGUCCGGCUUUCAUCAUGGCAGGAUUUCCUAGAGCCAUGCAGGAUAUCGCCGAUGGAACGUCAAUUGUAGAUUGCAAUUUCCCUAUCGCAGCUCUACCCAAUGAAACGGAUGUGUCACGAAAGCAUAUACACUGGUCAUUGAACAGAUGGUCGAGGAGAUGGAUUGCGAGUCGUACCGAAAUCAACACCUCCGGUCGUUGGCCGUCAUAUCAGGCGGUUAUUGAUCUGACGUUCGUACCAAACACGCAGGUGCUGCCAGCACCUGACUAUUCAUUGAUCGACGAUGUGCCAGGCUAUCCAAACGACCAUACACCAGUAGAAAUUUCGUCACUCCAGUCGUUACUUCAGCCGGAGGAUGACGACAUCGAGCACGGUGGAGAUAUGCAUGAGACUGCGUAG